CCCGCGAUGCAGUGCGCGCCUGCGCCGUCCCUCGCCUCGGAGCAGCCAUGAUGGAAGGCCUGGACGACGGCCCCGACUUCCUCUCGGAGGAGGACCGCGGACUUAAAGCAAUUAAUGUAGAUCUUCAAAGUGAUGCUGCUCUACAGGUGGACAUUUCUGAUGCUCUUAGUGAGAGAGAUAAAGUAAAAUUCACUGUUCACACAAAGAGUUCAUUGCCAAAUUUUAAACAAAAUGAGUUUUCUGUUGUUCGACAACAUGAGGAAUUUAUCUGGCUGCACGAUUCCUUUGUUGAAAAUGAAGACUAUGCAGGUUAUAUCAUCCCACCAGCACCACCAAGACCUGACUUUGAUGCUUCAAGGGAAAAACUACAGAAGCUUGGAGAAGGAGAAGGGUCCAUGACAAAGGAAGAAUUCACAAAGAUGAAACAGGAACUGGAAGCUGAAUAUUUGGCAAUAUUCAAGAAGACUGUUGCAAUGCAUGAAGUGUUCCUGUGUCGUGUGGCAGCACAUCCUAUUUUGAGAAAAGACUUAAAUUUCCAUGUCUUCUUGGAAUAUAAUCAAGAUUUGAGUGUACGGGGGAAAAAUAAAAAAGAAAAACUUGAAGAUUUCUUUAAAAAUAUGGUUAAAUCAGCCGAUGGUGUAAUUGUUUCAGGAGUAAAGGAUGUAGAUGAUUUCUUUGAGCAUGAGCGAACAUUCCUUUUAGAAUAUCAUAACCGAGUCAAGGAUGCAUCUGCUAAAUCUGAUAGGAUGACAAGAUCCCACAAAAGUGCUGCAGACGAUUACAAUAGAAUUGGUUCUUCAUUAUAUACUUUAGGAACUCAGGAUUCUACAGAUAUAUGCAAGUUUUUUCUCAAAGUUUCAGAACUGUUCGAUAAAACAAGAAAAAUAGAAGCACGGGUGUCUGCUGAUGAGGACCUCAAGCUUUCUGACCUUUUAAAAUACUACUUAAGAGAAUCUCAAGCUGCUAAGGAUCUCCUCUAUCGAAGAUCUAGAUCCCUAGUGGAUUAUGAAAAUGCUAAUAAAGCACUGGAUAAGGCAAGAGCAAAAAAUAAAGAUGUUCUACAGGCAGAAACAUCCCAACAAAUGUGUUGUCAGAAAUUUGAAAAAAUAUCUGAAUCUGCAAAACAAGAACUUAUAGAUUUUAAAACAAGAAGAGUUGCUGCAUUCAGAAAAAAUUUAGUGGAACUGGCAGAAUUAGAACUGAAGCAUGCAAAGGGUAACCUACAGUUGCUGCAGAACUGCCUGGCAGUGUUAAAUGGAGACACAUAAGCCACACUCCACCUUCUGGUUGAAAAGGGCUGCCUUCCUUCAGAUUUUUUUUCUGUUUUCUUAAUGAUAUUAGGCAUUUACUGCUCACUGGAAACAAAAGAAACAGCUGACAAAGUGCAUCUACUCUCCUUUUCUUCUGAGAAAUAGUGGAGCAGUGCCGCCCACAGGUGCUGCAGUCUGUGGUGGUCACUGUGGUCCAGCAUCUGAACCCCACACAGCUCUCCAUCCCCAUCACCUUGCGCGCCUGCCCUUCAAAAGCCAAAAGUUCAGUCUUUUUGUUUAAAUUGCCUCUGUAAUUGUUAAUUUUAUGACUAGCAUUCCUUAUGGCUUCCAGUCUUAUUUACCUUUAAUUUCUGAAAUUUAACCCUUUCAAAAUACAUUGUUCAAUUGAGAUAAAGAUUGCUGUUACUUUUUUGCGAAUUUUGUUUUUAAAAAAUACCGUAUACCACCUUCAUGUAUUCUGGAAAAGCAUCUUAAUCAGACUUACUUUUAAUUAAUGACAUUUUAGGGACAGACUUUAUGUAAUCUUUAUGAUUUCUGAAGAAAAGCAAAUGCAUUAGUAUGUUUGCCUUAAACUUGUAGACUAAACCAAUUAUUGUCAAAUAAACGGUGAUAACAGUGA
Talpa occidentalis (Iberian mole) is the source of this 1890-nucleotide messenger RNA. It is a transcript of the gene SNX6, whose product is annotated as sorting nexin 6. Gene Ontology annotation, cellular component: endosome. The record is from RefSeq and is a predicted model, not a curated record. The transcript is spliced from 14 exons. Gene Ontology annotation, molecular function: phosphatidylinositol binding; dynactin binding. Lineage: Eukaryota; Metazoa; Chordata; Mammalia; Eulipotyphla; Talpidae. Gene Ontology annotation, biological process: intracellular protein transport. The coding region runs from base 48 to 1268 and encodes 406 amino acids.